AUGGCCCUUCCCACCCUCCCCCCCGAGCUCAUAUUCCAGAUAGUAUCUGAAGCGACUCCGUUCGAAGGGUGGGGACGGUAUUGGCCCUUGACGCGUUCCGUGAUCGAUGUCAAGAAUUUUCUGGCGCUGAGGCUAGUUUGCAAGGAGUUCAACAACAUCGUCCUCGACUAUUUCUUUGAAGAUACCAUUCUCCUCGAGGAAUUUGACAACGCAUGUCUUCAGCGAUGUGACCCGCCCACGCCAGGGGCUGUUCAGAUGUGUCGUUGUUUGCUCCUUCGGCAUCUAGAGCGAACUUCAGAGAAAAACGACAAUGCAGUUUCAAUCGCUUUUCGGUCGCAGCUUCGCAGGGUCGUGGACACUGCGGUGGAUGCGUUGCAUGGCAGCAACGGUAACGCCGACGUUGGCGAGCUCCGCGAAAUAUACACUCAGGGCCUCGCAACAGCAGUGAUCGGGUUCUCAGGGUGCUCUAGGCCGAUGGACGCUGUAGCCGGAGCAAGGCGCGCGGACGAGGAGGACGAGGUGGACGAGGAGGGGAUGCCAGUCUCGCGGCGAGAACCCAAUCAACAGGAUCUCCUGAACAUGGCACUGACGACAGCCGCGACGUUGGGUCGCCUAGAAGACAUGGAAGUGCUCAUCGAGAAAGGCGCUGACUCGAAAUUCGAGGGACAGGGGAGAUGGGUUGGUUCGGCGCUUCACGGCGCAGCGAUUGGCGGCCAGGUUGAAGCGAUGGACAUGGUCAUGGGCCACACUCGUAAUGCAGAUCGAGAGAGCGUCUUCUCGGGAAACACGCCUCUGCAUUACGCUGCAAUGUAUGGAAACUUGGAGGUGGUGCAUUGGUUACUGGGGUUUUGCCGCGAGCCGGACGAGACGAACGAGGACGAGCAAACGCCUUUAUUCUUCGCCGCCAGUUGCGGGCAUGCCGAGGUCGUGAAGGAGUUUUUUGAUAAUGACUAUACCAUGCUCAAGGCGGGCCAGGCGGAUAUGCUUGACUUGAUGGACUGUGCCAGUUCUGAUGAUGACAACUCGGACGAUGACGACUCGAGCGUUCGCAACAUAGAUGGGCUUACCAUAAUCGACAUCGAGGCGGAUGAUUACCGGGGACGCACUCCCAUGAUGAUGGCCGUGCAGCGGGGCUAUGCAGAUGUCGUCAACCAGCUGAUGUGGAGAGCGGACGUGAAGAUCAACCGUUGCAAUGACGAAGAGUACGACAUGAGCCUGCUGGCGACCGCCGCCUCGAAAGGCUACGAACAGAUCUUCCGCCUCCUGCUACAACACCCUGAGAUAGCCAGAGACAUCAAGGACAGCAGCGGUAACGGGAUCCUCAAACACGCGGCUGUAGGCGGAAACGAAAGCAUCGUCAGGGAAGUGCUGACAUGGCACGACGUGGAUGUCAACGCGCGAGGUGACGAUGACUCGACCCCAAUCAUGUGGGCUGCAUUGUACGGCCACGAGUGCGUCGUCAAACUGUUGAUUGAUCAUGGCGCCAGCGUGGACCUCCGCUCAAGCCAGCUGCAUCUCCAGCUGAUGAGAUUCUAUCAGUCCGAAUUCGCGACAGAGGAGCGUCCAAUUCCAAGCCUCCAACUCGCCAGGGCCAUGACGGGGAGGACGACAGUGCUGGUCGGUGCAUCCGCGCUUGACGCCGCAGCGCACGGCGGCCACGAAGGGACGGUAGGACUGUUGAUAUCGCAGCCCGACAUUGAACUCGACCAGCGGGACCUGGACGAACGGACGCCGCUUGCCAACGCGGCGCUUACUGAACAUGCGGGCGUUGUCAAGCUACUGCUGGCUAGGCGCGAUGCGGUCGAUCCUGAAGCCCAAGACAAAGACGGCUGCACGCCGUUAAUGCUUGGGGCCCGAGGCGGCGACGUGGGUGUCAUCAGAGCUCUUUUGCAGGAUCCUCGUGUGGAUGUCAACCGGACUGAUAAUAAAGGCUGGACGGCGUUGGCCCAUGCCGCCAACCUGAAUAAGCAAGAUGCUAUGAAGCUGCUGGUGGAAUUGGCCAAGUUCAAGGGGGAGAUUCGAACUGCUAUAGCAGCUUCUAAGGAGCGUGGAUGGCCAAAAAUAGAGUCAUUCCUAAGUCCAUAUUUGCAGAGAUUGCCGGAGGAGUAA
Molecule: messenger RNA, 2109 nt
Organism: Aspergillus mulundensis
Lineage: Eukaryota; Fungi; Ascomycota; Eurotiomycetes; Eurotiales; Aspergillaceae
Exons: 2
Coding region: 1-2109 (702 amino acids)
Molecular function (GO): protein binding
Source: RefSeq, a predicted model, not a curated record